GACUUGUCGCAUUGUUUGACGCGACUCGUAGACCGAUAAAAAAUAUCAAGGACUUUGGAGUCGCAACAGCACUCUAGUUCUGCCACUUCAUCAACAACGGUGAACUUUCGGGGAAAUGGGUAUCCCAGCAGCUUUCAAGUGGCUUUCCACAAAAUAUCCCAAGAUUCUAUCUCCUGUCAUUGAGGACCACCCAAAAGAUGUCGACAACGUCGCGAUACCGGUUGAUGCUACUCAGCCGAAUCCAAAUGGAGAAGAGUUCGACAACCUCUAUCUUGACAUGAAUGGAAUCGUUCAUCCAUGCUCGCAUCCCGAGGAUCGGCCUCCUCCAGCCAACGAGGAGGAGAUGAUGCUUGAGAUUUUCAAGUACACCGAACGAGUGUUCAACAUGGUUCGACCUCGAAAGCUACUAAUGAUAGCCGUUGAUGGCGUUGCCCCACGAGCAAAGAUGAACCAACAACGUUCGAGACGUUUCCGAUCAGCACAAGAAGCCAAAGAGAAGGAUGAAGACAAAGCGGAACUAUUGAAAAUGCUGAGGUCUCAAGCAGGAGGCCAAGUCGAAGAAUCUACGUCUGAGGCGAUGGUCACAAAAACCUGGGAUUCCAACGCCAUUACGCCAGGAACGCCAUUCAUGGAUAUUCUUGCGGCAAGUCUACGCUAUUGGACAGCCUAUAAACUUAACACAGACCCUGCGUGGGCAAAGGUUAAGGUUAUCCUAUCAGAUGCCACCGUGCCUGGGGAAGGAGAGCACAAGAUUAUGCAGUUCAUACGAUCCCAAAGAUCUUCCCCGGACCAUGAUCCGAAUACAAGACACGUAAUAUACGGUUUGGAUGCCGAUCUUAUUAUGUUGGGAUUGGCUACGCAUGAGCCACACUUUCGUGUCCUGCGCGAAGAUGUAUUUUUCCAAGACUCCAAGGCUCGAACCUGUAGGUUGUGCAACCAGAAAGGACACGAAGCAAGGGAAUGUCGGGGCCAGGCAAAGGAAAAGGACGGAGAGUUUGACGAGAAAGACUCAGUUCAACCAUUGAAGCCUUUCAUUUGGCUACAUGUAUCAGUACUACGAGAGUAUCUUGAAGCUGAACUUUACGUCCCUAACCAACCCUUUCGAUUUGACUUGGAGAGAGCCAUCGAUGACUGGGUAUUCAUGUGCUUUUUCGUCGGAAACGAUUUCUUGCCUCACCUGCCAAGUCUCGAAAUUCGCGAGAACGGUAUCGAUACCCUGAUGGCCAUUUGGCGUGACAAUAUCCCUCACAUGGGAGGCUAUGUGACAAAAGAUGGCCAUGUUGACCUGGAGCGGGCACAAUUCAUUAUGGAUGGGCUAGCUAAACAGGAGGACGCAAUUUUUCGCCGCAGACGCCAGACAGAAGAGCGUCGAGAUGCCAAUGCUAAGCGACGAAAACUUCAGGAGGAAAAUAAUGGGCGUGGUGGCAGAAAUGAUACUCUAAACAAAGGGAGAUUCAAUGGUAGACCCUCGAAUGCUCCGAUCGAUUUCCCGCUUAUAGUUCCCGGAAAUGUCACCUCCAGCAUUUCCAAGGAGGCUCGUUCUAUCACGCACGAAAUGGUCGUCAAUCGCGGAGCGAUAGACAAGGCGAAUGUAGCUAAUAAGAGUGCAGCGGCUGCUCUGAAGAGCCAGUUAACUGGGGUAAAGGGACCAGUGGAUGAUACUACUUCGACCCCACCAGUUAUUGAGACUGUUGCAACCUCUUUCGAGAAUAACAUCUUAUCAGGGUCGCCCAUCUCAGCUCUAGGGAAGAGAAAGGCGGAUCUGAUCGAAGAUGACGGGUCAAACACGCCUGUGACAGACACGUCGGAGCCGGUUACACCAAGUGCCCCCGUUGAUGAGGCUGCAGUCGACAAUGUUCGCUUGUGGGAAGAUGGUUAUGCCGACCGUUACUACGAACAGAAGUUCAAAGUUGAUCCGAGAGACACAGAGUUUCGCCACAAAGUUGCAAAAGCUUACGUCGAAGGUUUGGCGUGGGUAUUAUUAUAUUAUUUUCAGGGUUGCCCAUCCUGGGAGUGGUAUUAUCCAUAUCACUACGCACCAUUCGCGGCGGACUUCGUUGGAUUGGCUGAUAUGAAGAUCAGCUUUGAAAAAGGCCGAAUAUUCAAACCAUUUGAACAGCUGAUGGGUGUCAUGCCUGCAGCAUCCCGACACACUAUACCAGAUGUCUUCCAUGACUUGAUGACAAACGAAGACAGUGAAAUAAUCGAAUUUUAUCCUCCGGAAUUUCCGAUUGACCUUAACGGCAAGAAAUUCGCCUGGCAAGGCGUUGCUCUAUUGCCUUUCAUAGAUGCGAAGAGGCUUCUGGCCGCGAUGGAGCAGAGGUAUCCUUUACUACCACCGGAAGAAGCAGCUCGAAAUACGCUAGGAAAUGAUGUGUUGCUUGUGUCCGAGGCCCAUCAAAGCCUCUACGAUGACAUUGCUACCCAUUUCUACUCCAAGAAACAAGGCUCUCCUCAGUACCAACUGAACCCUCGCAUUAGUGACGGCCUGGCUGGAAAGGUCGAAAAGAAUGAUGUCUACCUUCCCCAUGGUUCGCUGACAUAUCCGCUGGAUGGAGAUAGCAUGCCAAGUCUCGAUGAAGACCGGUCAAUCAGCGUCCAUUAUGAAAUGCCACGAUCAACACAUGUCCACAAGUCAAUGCUGUUACGAGGCGUAAAGUUUUCGACCCCCGCCCUCAACCAAGAUGACAUCCAAGCUACGAAGGGCCGUGCGGCAAACGCAGGACGAAAUCCCGGUGGUUAUUCGCAAAGGGGUCAAUAUGGCGGCAGGGGCCGUGGGGGAGGAUCUCAGAACUACGGGAAUCAAUCGUCGAACCCGUAUCCUAGACAGCAAUCUUCAUCGCGACAGGCCUAUGGUAACCAGCCCGCUUACAACCAGUACCCCGCCCCACCGCAAGGCUGGCAACCGCCUCCACCUGGUGUCGGUGGCUUCGCCCGUAACCCGCCUCCACCUCCACCUGGGAUGCAAGUUCCAUACCCUCCAGGUCGCGCGCCGCAGGGAGGUCCACCAAACGCUCAGUACGGCUCACACUAUUCAGCGGCACCGAAUUACCCACAGUAUGAUAACAACCGUUCAAAUGGCAGUCAUGGCAAUGCUGGAGGCGGUCGACCAAGAGAUAAUUACCGUUAUUAGAUCAUAUCGAUAUUGCUAGAGUAGCGAAUCACUUGUAAAAAUUAUACGAUAUUUGAAACUAUG
This is a messenger RNA of Pseudogymnoascus verrucosus, 3196 nucleotides long. RefSeq names its product 5'-3' exoribonuclease 2 (gene RAT1). Gene Ontology annotation, cellular component: nucleus. Lineage: Eukaryota; Fungi; Ascomycota; Leotiomycetes; Thelebolales; Thelebolaceae. Gene Ontology annotation, biological process: nuclear-transcribed mRNA catabolic process. The record is from RefSeq and is a predicted model, not a curated record. Gene Ontology annotation, molecular function: RNA binding; 5'-3' RNA exonuclease activity; zinc ion binding. The transcript is spliced from 3 exons. Bases 116 to 3133 code for a protein of 1005 amino acids.